Sinocyclocheilus grahami is the source of this 1387-nucleotide messenger RNA. Its product is annotated as protein phosphatase 1 regulatory subunit 3E. Gene Ontology annotation, molecular function: protein phosphatase 1 binding; glycogen binding. The coding region runs from base 16 to 939 and encodes 307 amino acids. Gene Ontology annotation, biological process: regulation of glycogen biosynthetic process. NCBI's taxonomy places the organism in Eukaryota, Metazoa, Chordata, Actinopteri, Cypriniformes, Cyprinidae. The record is from RefSeq and is a predicted model, not a curated record. The transcript has a single exon. Gene Ontology annotation, cellular component: protein phosphatase type 1 complex.
UUUGCAGACUCUUUUAUGGAAGCCGAGGCUGCUGUGGUAAUGCUGCCUCCCAAGAACUGCAUCCCCAGAAACUACAGUUGUAUCGCUGGGCUGUUCGGAAGCUUGACAGCAGCAGAGCACAAGCUGGAGGACGGAGAAGAAGAGAUGGAGGGAGAGGAAAGCAAGAAUGGGGACUGUGAAUCGUUAGAAACCAGCGUAGUGAAUGAAAAACCGAGAGGAAGGGAGUCAUUCCUGAAGCCCCCGCAUAGCCCGACACAGCGCCGCAGGUGCAAGUCUCUCCCCACAUCAGCUGAAAGAGCCAAAUUAGAGAUCGCACGAAGCCGGAGCCCAAGCAGUCAGAAAAAGGUACGUUUCGCUGACUCUCUGGGCCUGGACCUGAUUUCUAUCAAACACUUUGAUGACACGGAUAUGCCUGAGGUUCCAGACCGCAUUAUUAACAAAUUCAAAAAAGCCAGAGCUCUCCACUUGAAUAAUUUCGACAAGUCCAACACGUCUAGCCAGUCCGUGUUUAUGGAGCUGCUCUUCGCAAAUCCAGGAUCCCAGCCAGACUUCCUUGACAGAGUUGUUGCAGCGAAGGUUUUACUGGAGUCUGUUCAGGCUGAGGAGUGCAGCCUCGCGGGGAUCGCGCGGGUCCUUAACUUGGCUUUCGAAAAAAAGGUCUAUUUGAGGUACACCAUAAAUAACUGGACGACAUUUAUGGAUAUUCUGGCGUUUUACGUCCCCCAUUCCAGCGACGGUCAGACUGACAAGUUCAGCUUCAAAAUCAUCACCCCGACCUUUCUGGAGUUUGGAGGAACACUGCAGUUUGCCAUCAAGUACUGUGUCGGGGGAGGAGAAUUUUGGGACAGCAACAAUGGGAAUAAUUACAGAGUAAGACGACACAGAUUUAAAAUUUCUCCUCCAAGGGAAUGGGAGAACGGAUGGAUCCAUUUUAUUUAGUGCGCGCAUCAGCCGUUCCGCUAUGACGAAGCUUGCUCAUUAAUAUUAAUUAUGUGGCUUCCAUUGACUGAUUGGCUAAGUAAUAAUCGUGAGCCAAGGCUUCGCCAUAGUAGGAUUAGUAAUCUCUCCAGCAGUGUACCAUGAAGGAACUAUACUGACCUUCCAUGAAAAACGUAUGUAGCAUACCACAUAUUCGUAAAUGUAACUGUGCUUUUGUCAUUGCUUAACCAAUGGUAGAGAAUAGGAAAUUAAAUUGACGUCAGAAAGGUAACCACUAAUUGACGAAUGUAACAUUAGGCACAUUGUUCUCUGACACUGAUUGUUUAGCUGCCGUACAUGGAUGGUUAAGGAGACAAGACCCUGUCCUGCAUUCAUUAAAAUGAGCAGCGCCAUUUUAAAGGCAGAGUAAGUGAUUUCUGGUAGCCAAUGUUGAUAUUUGAAAUCACCA